Messenger RNA from Spirometra erinaceieuropaei, 3782 nucleotides. The record is from the annotation of a GenBank genome assembly. Lineage: Eukaryota; Metazoa; Platyhelminthes; Cestoda; Diphyllobothriidea; Diphyllobothriidae.
AUGAAGCGAUCUGGCAGGAGGGAGUCGCCUCCCCGUAAGAUUUACCGGCGAGAUUUCUCUCCUACGAGUCGAAUAGAUCAUUUUCCGAGCACCGAUAGUGAUCAAGGCCGACAUAGAUCACUUAGAUCGGAGAAUAUGGAUAGACGCACUCAGCGACCCUACGACUCUGUGUCAUACCACCGCACUGUCCGUGAGGAUUCGAAUUUGACGUCUUCCCGGCGAGAAACGCCCUCAAAUGUUUAUGCGGGAAAUUUUUCAAACAGGAGACCUUCACGUCGGAGUUUGCUUUCGAGGUAACUCGGUGUUUUUUGCAUUUGGCCGGCGGUUGAACAAUGCGAGUGGCCUCUACGUAGGGGCGUAUAUGUUGUGCUCUACCGGUCCCAUUGGACUUCUUCUGUGUGAAUUUGACCGCCACAUUUCAGUUCAGUCGGCCGUCUAAUUAUGGAGCACAGUUACCGCGCGCUUCUAACAACAGGAUUGUUUCUGCGCCUAUUGCCCACCGCUGCGAUUGUUCGGACUUGUGAUAUGUGGAAUUGCAAUGUUGCUCUAAAUUGAAAACGGUUUCAACCGUUUUAGCUAAGGGCCUUCGGGGCUGUCGCAUCCCGUGCUUCAUGGUAAAGCCCCUUGCCGCUUCCACUGUUCCCAACUUGAGUCGACACGGAGUUUGAUUUCUUUUUGGGGGCUUGAAACAACUCGGAAUUUUGGAUGAUUUUCCUACAACACAAAUCCUCCUUCGUCUGACUUUCGGGCCUCUUGAAGCUCGAGCUUACUGGCAGUCACGCCCAUCGUCAAUCGCACCUUGUCUUCAACACCUGGAUGCCUCCGACCGCUUGUUUUUUUUUGGCGCUCUGAAAUAAAUCCUCUAGUAUUCUCCAAUCACCAGUCGUCGACGCCCAUAGGAGGUGUUCGUGGGAUACAGAGUCAAAACCUUGUGCGCUCAUACUUGGGUGCUAAAUUCGUCUUCUCUCAUCGGACCCCGUCAAACGCUUAUGCUGUCUUGUGCAUUUUUGAAAGAAGUGGGACUUUACGUUGUCCUAGUCUGCAGUUUGGAUAAUUUCGAUGUCCUGACCUUGAAGUGGUCUAAUAUCUGUGCCUGUCCGUGUGAAGCUUACAAUUGUUUUCUCACGUGACCUGCAGCUCAGGUGGCGGUCAACCAGUCGGAAUAACGUUAACGCACCUUAUUAGGCAUGCCUCGGUGCGGAUCGCCUUGAGUCCUUUUCGUAUCACUCGCCAGAGGACUUCAAGAUAUUCAGUCUCCAUAAUAUGUUCUUGCUCCUAGCUAGGGUAGCGCAGAUAAAACCAUCGACAGGAGUUCCUUUUAUACGUUGUUCCCCUUUCUAUCGAGUGCUUCGGAAAGGUUUCUCCACAGACCGUCUCCUCCGUGACUGUAGAUACGACAGGGCCCUUGUUCGAUGUUUUUGCGGUUUGUUGCGAGAAAGAGGCGGCCUUUAAGUAGUGCAAUAUGUGCAGUUUUCAUGCAAUGUAUACGUUUAAAGUAAGUCAGGACUAAUUAUGUGUAUUUGCUUCUUAAGCUUAUCUUCCGGAAUUCUUGUUUUGGUUUUUUUGGCAACAUGUUGACAGUUCUCUUUCUUCCUCCUUUCAGCGCCCCCAGGGCCAGUAAGCCUGGUCGUAACGCCGAACGUUAUGUGCCCAACACCUCCGAACGUCUUUUGCAGAAUUUUUCGGAACGUCCGACAAAGAUCGAUCCCGUUUUCGCCGCCGCCGCUGCUGCAGCAGCCCUCAAUGCCGGCCUUGUUCCCGGCUCUUCUGACUUUGCGAGUCUGGCUAACAAUGUUUCCCGGAGCUUCUGUUCAUCCGGCGCUUCUUCUUCGGCCGCUGUUGCAGCAGUAGCAGCAGCCGCAAUGAACGCAGCUGCGCUCGCGGCAGCAUUUGGAGGUGCUGCCCCUGCUCAAGGGUCAUUUGAACGUCAGCAACCGCGAUAUGAUCCAUCUGAACAGUAUUCCAGUUAUAGACAAUCGUCAAGACGUCGAUCGCCCUCUGAUCGACACUCUUUCAAUUACAGGAAGGAAUUAGCAACUGAUGGAUUGUUGUCGCGCCGCCCCAAUGACCGCGGCCGUAGAGAUGCUGAUAGAAUUCUUUCCACUCGUUUUCCGCAUCACCUGGACCACAAAGAGCCUGAAGACGAUCCAACCGCCACUCGUACCCUUUUUGUGGGAAAUUUGCCUCCGGAUAUUCGUGAAGCAGAACUGCGUGAGAUGUUCGAGCGCUUUGGUAUACUCGAAGAUGUGGAUAUUAAGCGUCCCCUCCCUAAUUCAAACUCCAACGCAUAUGCCUUUUUAAAGUAUGUGAAUCUUAACAUGGCUCAUCGUGCCAAACUAAAUAUGUCUGGCAAAACAAUCGGCCAGUUUACGUGCAAAAUAGGAUAUGGAAAGGUCACACCGACUCGAUGUUUGUGGAUAGGCGGUCUUGGUCCGUGGAUCAAGUAUCCCUCCUUCGCUGCAAUAGUAGAAAGAAUAGCGACUCCUGAAAAGAUAAUUUGGCCGUCUGGGAAAACUUAUGCGCAUAUUAUGUUUUCCUCAGUUGACACUGCAGAAAUGGUAGCUUCAACGCUCAGAGGCUAUCCCCUUGGCGGAAACAGUCGCAAGUUACGCGUAGAUUUUACGGAUGAAUCACACAUGCUGCACGACCCUUUGAUGUCAAAAAGAAGAACAAAGGUCUUUCCAUCUGCCCGACCCGUCCGAGAGGCUGCUCAUGUUAAUUCCAUAAUGAGACAUCGGGAACAUCGUCAAAGGAAUCAGAUAUUUUCUGACGUCUCCCAGGCCGUGGCUUCUGGAAAUAGAAGGAGACAGCAGUCUUUCUCGCGGUCUCCGCCUGACCGUUCCCCAUCUGCUAAAAACUCUUCUGUCGAUGGGCGUAGCGACAAGUCGUCUUCACAAGAGCGCCUGAGGUCGCCACCUUCUGAAUGUGGAUCACACUAUAGAGGACUCACCCCGUACCGUCCAAAGUCGGCUGGUGGCGACGACUCACAUACACCAACCUUGUCCACUAAAAGUUCUGCCAAGCAGACGACUAUCGAAACCGCCAAGUAUAUACAUGAUCUAGCAGCUUGUCUUCCCACUUCAUGGAACGCUGUUUUCGUCCUGAAAAAAAGCAGUUUCUCAUGUCGCAUGCACAUUUUACGAGGACACGAGGGUCUUGUUGACCAGUUUAUCCCUCGGUGGCCGGUUAAGGUGAAACACGAUCGUGUAUCACUAACAAAGUCCACCGGUAGGGGGGCUCCAAAAACACCUCCCGAGGAAGGCAGUGAACAAAGUGAUCAUGACAAGUACGAGCCUUCAAAACCGGGUGACAGGGUCGAUGAUUUGCACGUCAGUGAAGAGUUUGACGGAAGUCAGAAUUUCCUACGCAUAAGCCAGCGCAUGAAAAUGGACCCGUCCAAGCUUGACGAUGUGAAUCAACGCAUGAAAAUUGUUGGUGAUCAAGGCUACUGCGUUCUUCUUGCCAUGCCACUGGAGGAUGAGGGUUCUUAUCCUGAAUCAGGUCAUAUGCGUUCCGCGCGGCCCCUCCGCGAUUUAAUUAACUACCUUUCCACCAAGGACGCUGCUGGUGUCGUUUUGUUAAAUCCACUUUCCUCGACGGAUUCAAAUACACACACCAAAACGACUUCUGAGGAGACUUCGGUAACUGGUGUGCUGCAUGUCUUGCCGCCUUGUGAUUUUGCCUACAAUCUACUUUCUGAACGCGCUGUAAGCCUACAGAAACCUUCACCAAGUGAAAAGUUUCUUGUAAUUCUCCUAAUUCGUAGUUGUGGUUUCUUGUAA